Molecule: messenger RNA, 5733 nt
Organism: Vespa velutina
Lineage: Eukaryota; Metazoa; Arthropoda; Insecta; Hymenoptera; Vespidae
Exons: 8
Coding region: 240-4094 (1284 amino acids)
Source: RefSeq, a predicted model, not a curated record
AAGAGGGUGUCUUCCAUAGGAAAGGAACGUAGGAGAAGAGGCUUCGUCUCAGUGCGCGUUCAGCCGUUCUCUUUACUACUUGUCAUCGGUGAAUGCGUAUACGCGCUCAAAAAGAUAGGCGGGAACAUCGCGAACCUGAGCUUUUCAAUAUGAUUUUAAGUUACGUUUAAUCGAUAGGUAGCAUUCGCGAUAUGAUUGAAACGAAGUGAUCGGAAGAGAGGAGGAAACAGCUGAGAAGUAUGAAACGUCCGACGUCUCCUUUUUUUUCCCCCCUCUUGCAAUUUUUCCUCCUCAUUACAACAGUUAUCAUCGUCGCUAACGGCAAGACUGAGCUAAAAUCUAACGUGGAUAAUACUUCGAUUCUCGUUGCAAAGAACAGUGACGUUAACACGGCGAAUGACUCUUUGAAGCACGUGAGAGAUUCCGAUGAGAAAGGAAAAGAGGAGGAAGAAGAGGAGGAGGAAGAGGAAGAUGAUGGAGACGGCGAUGGAGACAACGAUGGAGACGAAGAAGAGAAGGAGGAGGAAGAUGUUUCGGGAGAGGUUGAGGAGGAUGAAUACGAAGGAGAGGAACGAAACGAAUAUGAGGAUGAAUUAAGGGCCUUAGCAGAAUCUCAUGAAGCAAUGUCAAAAGACGAAACGAAGGAUGAGACAAAAGAUGAAAGAACAAAUUCUAAUACGAACAAUUCUUCGACAGCGAAAAACUUUGAGUCGCAUGAAAAUGUCCUUGAAAAUAAAUCUGACGAAGACAUAGCUUCCAAUGAAGCUAUUACCGAUGAGCUACCAAAGAAACACGAAGACAAAGAGGUAGCAGAUUUGUUGAAGUAUAAAAAAGAAAAGGGCUUGCGAAAAAUAGAGGAAGAUGGUCUUAGAAAGAAAAAGAAAAAGCGAGUACCAACUGUGAAGAAAGAAUUGAGCACGCAGAAAGAGAUUCUUCUUGUUGGCAACGAGACACAAGUUUUAAAAAGUCUCGUACCUUCGGAAGAAACCUUUAAUGAUUUGAACGAGGAAACUGAUCAAGUGAAGAGAAGAGAUUUUGGAAGAAACGAGCGAGCAAAGGAUAAAAGAACGUCUAUCAUUCAAGAGGAUUCUUAUCGGAAUAUGUCCAACGAAAUGCCAGAAAAGUUUGAUAAUAAACAUGAUACUUCAGCGAAAAAUCUUAAAUCGUAUUUUUUAAAAAAAUGCAAAGCCGAGCAAGAGAAUAAAGAUAAAUUGCACGAAUUGAAGGAUCAGGAAGAUAACUUAGUGAAAUGUUUAUUGAAGUUUAAGGCGGAAUUAGUUGAAGAUUUGGAAUUAUGGGAUAAAGUACAACAGUUUUUAAUGAAAGUAAAGGCUGAUUUAAAUUAUUCGAAGAACAUACAAGAUAUUGAAAAGAGAAAUUACGAUGGACCAUUAACGAUCUCCGCUACGGUAACCGAGACAUCACAGGAUGAUUCUCAAAAGGAACGUAAGAAGGGAAAGAAGAAGAAGAAGAAGAAGAAGAUGAAGAAGAAAAAAAAGUUGCAAGAUCGCCGCUCAACAAAGACAACGACUCCGGAGAUAGGUACACUUCCGUCUACAAUGACGUCGACGACAACGACGACGACGAUAUCUCCGUCAACAACGACGUCUAUUCAAUGGCAAUUGUUAGCCGAGAAACUUUUUGGACCUCCUUGGCAAGAGAAAGUUCAGCCUGAAUCGGAUGACAUCGCUAAAAUUCGUUAUUCGGUCGAUUCGAAACCAAGAGCGAUUACUUCGUCGUCGAUUCGACGAUUUAUCGAUCAGCAGGAUGUAACAAAUAAUCGAAAGGAAUUAAAUGCGGAAAGGCAACCCUUGUUAUUGCAAAAAGCAUACAAAUUGUCAAGUAAAUCGAAUCCCUUUCCGUUCGAGAAAAUAAACACACAACGUAACAGAUUCGAUUCGCAAAUCGAUCGUUUAGGAGAAUAUGAAGGAUCGGAACAAGUCCUUCAACGUCUUCGAUUCGGUCAAAUAAUCCCACCACCUCGAGAUUUCUCUCGAGAAAAGGAUCAAGAGGAUUAUCAGGAUGAUGAUGGACAAAGGGAGGAAGAUAUAGUUCACAAUCGAGAAUACAGGCCGUCUAAUCAGAAUUAUGCAAUGAGCAGAAGUUGGCCGGAUAUACCUCUGAAGUAUAAUAAUCGGCCUUGGAAAGGAGACGGAUGGGAUGAAAGAGAUGAACGUACUAUGCCAUCGGGUUUACCGAAUGAAUGGUCUUGGAAACAACCGCAAUAUAAUAAUAAUUUCUGGCCGACUCGUAGUAGAACUUGGCCAUCGAUUAGAAACUAUUGGACGCCGUUAGAUAACGAUUAUGAAGAAGAAUCGGAUUUCGUAUCGAGAAAUCGGCUUGAUCGAAAUCGGCAAUGGAGAGAAUCACAAGAACGAAGACAAAGACAAAGGCAGGAACAGGAAGAGAAUGAAGACGAAGGACGUUUCUCAUACCCGUGGGAAUUAGAAGGGCCUAACGUUUGGCCAGGCUCACAAUCUUUACAAGUGAAACCGCCAUGGUCGCAAACGGAAAGUAAUCAAAUUUCUAAAACUCAUGAUAAUAUCGAACGAAAGACAGUGGAAACUCCAUUGUAUGCCAAAUCAGAUACCAAAUUCAGACCUUACGAAUCAUCGAAAUCAACGACCAAAAUGGCGAAACAAUAUGGUAAAAGUAAAGUUUCCUUACCGAAGAUUAGUAUGGCAACUUGGAACAGUUUGACCUCGGAUCCAGCGACUUGGCCGUACAGAUCCUCGGAUACGAAGCCAUGGCCGAAAGAUGAGAAUGGUAAAUCGUACAAUCCUAAUGCAGAUUUGGUUAAAAAAUUAGGCCUAGACAAAAAAGAGGGUACGAUUUGGCCGAAAGAGGAAACUGUGAAGACUUAUAAGAUAUCGAACGAUCAAUGGAAUCCCUUACAAACAAAUUCAAAGAAUUCGUCAAAUCAGGAAAAAGAAUCCAUUGCAAAGUACAAGCUUCCAAAGGAUAGAUUUGAUUUUGGUAUUUACAAUGCCAAAUCAAAAAAUAUGAAAGAUUGGAGGAAAUCUCGAUCCGAAGAAAUUCGUCGAUUCGGACCGUUAAAUGAUGACAUUAAUAACUGGUAUCGUGACAACGAACCAAAAACAAUAUGGUCCACGAAAGAAGCUUUAAAUUCUAAUUUACCAAAGAUACAAUCAGUUGGUGCCUGGGUCAUGCCUCCUGAUAAAUCUACGUGGAUGCCCUAUCGAUUUGAACCUCAAAAUGAUCCUUUCAACGAGAAUCCUACUGGACCUACGAUCCGUCGUUGGUUUGAAUCGAACGGAAGUAGCAGCUCGAUUCCAACUUACGCAAAACAUAUCAACGAAGUUGAAUUAUGGUCUCCAAGAUCCAAAAAUGUCAAUCUUUGGAAUAAAGAAUACGAUUUAACGCAAGACGAAUCUAAUAUUUCCGAUCGUGGAUCGUUAAAAUCGAAUAAAGUUAUUGAUUGGCCAUCCAAGUUUGAAAACGAUUAUUCGAACAAAGAGAAUUAUGCUUUGUGGAAUCGGAAACGUAGCUUUGACAAAGGCCAACCUGAAAACGUUGAUUUAGGAAAAGGUAAUCACGAUGUUUCCUCUGGAUCUUUGAAAGUAAAUGAGACGAAUAUCGGAAUAGAUAAUUCUAAGGAGACUUUAUCGUUACAUAAAUCAAACAACUGGAACAACACUUAUGAAAGAACUAACUCAUGGCCUUCGAAAUGGAAACAAUUUAGUUAUCAUAGAGUUACUACUCUGCCAAUCUCGAAACCAGGGACGAUAUCGAAUUUCUCGGCAAAAUCGAGAAACGCUUUUGUUGCUGUUUCCGCGGUUGCAUCGCCUAAAUACACGAUAUCGAAAAACGAUAUCGUAGAAUCUCAAAAUAAUCGAAAUGAUCUUUUAGAAAAACAAUUGGAGGAUCUUAGACAACAGAAUUUAUGGAGUUUAAAAGCGAACGCUAUCGAGGAAUCUAUACGAUCACUGAGUCCGAUAGAAAGAAGAUUGACGAUUGGAUCGACGAUUGAACCAACAUUAACAAAUAUCACGAAUUUCACGUCCAUGGUACACCGUCCGGAAGAAGAGCUUCCGAAAUCUGGAAAUAAAGAAUACCAGAUGCAUAAUAAAUAAUCAAAUAAUGUGGAGACCCCGCGAGAAUUUUAUUUGUUUUUGUAAGAACUUGAUCUAUAUAUAUAUAGACGAGAAGUUUAAUUAAAUUCUUAAAUAGUUUCCAAGGAUGAUAUUUUGAAACAAAUUUAAUUUUUUAGAUUUCGUUGCUUUGCGUUAAAAUGGACGAGGUUAAUUUAUCUUUCUUCUUAACAUACUUUUUAAUUAUCAAUUUAUAUAUUUUAAUCUUUUCACUUAUUUUAAAAUAUGUAGCUUUGUCAUAUAUAUAUAUAUAUAUAUAUAUAUAUAUAUAUAUAUAUAUAUGUAUAUAUAUUUGAUUUUAUUACAUAUAUCAAUUUUUUGUAAAUGAGCUUCUUUAGAUACAGAUUACGAUACCGACAGCUCGUGGCUUAUCAUAAAAUUAUGAGAAAAAACGACAGGGUCUCGGCACAAAUUAAUUGAACGAAAACGUUAACCGUAAGAAAUGAUUAGAAUAAAUCCUAUCAUUCCCAUUCCAUUCGAUUCGAUAUAGACUCAACUUAACUCUUCAACAUUCCUUUUUACUCGACUCGAUUAAUCUUACCUAGCUUUUACAUCGUAAAUUUCAUGUAUUAACGGUCCUAUAUUCGUAAAAAACUUUUCGGAAUAAUAAUUUUCAUCUAACAAUUUCUACUAUAUGAAAUCAGAAAUAUCGAAUGAUGUUAUGACUUUAUAAACUAUAAAAGUUUUUAAGCAUGAAAUACUAUGAAAGAUAUCAAAAUGAUAUUAACGUAUAUUAAAGGUCAUCGAGAAGUGAUGUGUAUAUACGUAUAGGUACAUAUAAUAUAAACAGAAGAUAAAUAUCAAAUAGAAAAAAAGGAAAGAAAUAUAAAAAAAGGAAAAAUAUUACGAUUCAAUGUUUGAUCAAAAAUAGUUGUACGCACAACAGUAUAGGUAUCUACAUAUACAUAUACAUAUGCAUAUAUAUAUAUGUAUAUAUAUUUAAUUGUUAGAAAAGUUGAAGUCUUGUUGUGCUGAUUUAUGUUAAUAUCUAAUCCAAAAGACUCUGGAAUGAUUUCCGUUCAGAUACGCGGAUUCUGUGUAUAUAUAUAUAUAUAUAUAUAUAUAUAUAUAUAUAUAUAUAUAUAUAUACAGGCAUGUAUAUGCAUCUAUAUACAUACAACGUAUAUGUCUAAGUAUAUAUGGAGGAUAUAUACGUUAAUAAUUAACAUUCUCAUGGGCUUUCCGAGCAUUGGCUCGACGUGAUCGAAUAUGCACGAUCUUAAAUAUUUGUCAACAAACAGUAGAUCGUAGUUUGAUCGAUAUUUUUAAUCCUCGAAUGAUCUAUAUAAUACUUAGCACAAAAAAAAAAAAACAAAAAAGCGUAAUAUAUUAAGAAAUAUUUCUAACGUGAAAGUGAAAGAAUCGUAAUAUGUCGGACACGUUUCAAAUAUCCACACGAGUUUCGAAUGCUCGAUGAAAAAAGAAAAAAAAAUAUAUAUAUAUAUAAAAUAUAUAUAUAUCUUUCUCCCCCCCCUCUCUCUCUCUCUCUCACUUCCCUCCUCCCCCUACCUCCUGUAUGUACGUAUGUUCGUAGGAUUUUCUGUUAUCAAAUCUGUAUUUUAAUUCGUUUAAGGAGACAAAAGCGAGAAUAAAUGUCAUACGUUGUAUAUUCUUCAUGGCA